This is a messenger RNA of Penicillium mononematosum, 1602 nucleotides long. RefSeq names its product NADPH-adrenodoxin reductase. Gene Ontology annotation, cellular component: mitochondrion. Gene Ontology annotation, biological process: ubiquinone biosynthetic process. The record is from RefSeq and is a predicted model, not a curated record. Bases 1 to 1602 code for a protein of 533 amino acids. Lineage: Eukaryota; Fungi; Ascomycota; Eurotiomycetes; Eurotiales; Aspergillaceae. The transcript has 3 exons.
AUGCGCUUGAAACAGGCCUUUGUAUGUGCUCAAUGCACUGUUCGGCUCAGUCGCCGGCCUCUUCUACAGUAUCAGAGCUUUGUAUCUCGAUUUACAUCCAAACGCUCCAACAGUCAUGUCGCCCAAACCGAUCGACCCGUCCGUGUGGCCAUCGUGGGCUCCGGCCCAGCGGGAUUCUAUGCUGCCUAUCGUCUUUUAGCUAAACAGGAAGAUGCGAUAGUUGACAUGUAUGAGAAGCUACCUGUGCCAUUCGGCUUGGCCAGGUACGGAGUUGCCCCGGACCAUCCCGAAGUCAAGAAUUGCGAGGAUAAAUUCACGGAGGUGGCCGAGUCCCCACGCUUCAAUUUUGUCGGUAAUGUCGACCUCGGGCAUGAUCUGCCGCUCGCCGCCCUCAAACCACACUAUGACGCCAUUAUAUUCGCAUACGGUGCUGCAAAAGAUAAGGAGCUGGGAAUCCCUGGAGAGCAAGCUCUACAUAGCGUGCACUCAGCCCGUGCCUUUGUGGGGUGGUACAAUGGUCUUCCAGAGCACAGAGAUCUCGAUCCGGACCUAAGCGGAGAGAACGCCGUUAUUGUCGGACAAGGCAACGUUGCACUAGACGUUGCCCGGAUUCUUCUUUCAGACGUCGAUGCUCUCCGAAAGACAGACAUCGCAGAUUAUGCUGUGGAAAAACUCGCCAGAAGUCGCAUUAAGCGAGUGCGAGUUGUCGGCCGCCGCGGACCCCUGCAGGCCUCCUUCACUAUCAAAGAGCUCCGUGAAAUGCUACAACUUCCAGGUGUAUCAUUCGAUCCCAUUCCACAGGAUAUCUUUCCGCCGGAAGAAGUAGUAUCGGCACUGCCCCGUGCGCAGAAGCGUUUAAUGCAGCUCUUGGCUAAAGGAUCAACCAAUGACCCUCUGACAGCCUCAAAGUCUUGGUCUUUGGAUUUCUUACUUGCGCCUGAUUCUCUUCACUGGUCGCCUGAAUACCCAUAUCAUCUAUCCCAUGUAAGGUUCUCUCGCAACGAACUUGACCCAUCCGACCCCCACAGCCCCAGCUCUAAAGUGUUUCCAAAGCACUUAUCGAGCGGAAAGCGUGCACAGGUCAACCUACCAGCUAGCGUCUUCUUCCGAAGCGUGGGCUACAAGUCCCUCCCCCUUCCAGGACUAGAGGAUCUUGGUAUCGACUUCGAUACGCGGCGCGGUGUCAUCCCUAACGAUGGAUUUGGUCGCGUAACAAGCUUGUCGAACAAGGGCGAGCCUGAAGGUCUACCUGACGGAUCUCUUAUAUCCCAUCUGCCCGGCCUGUACUGUGCUGGUUGGGUGAAGCGGGGUCCAACGGGUGUAAUUGCCUCGACAAUGACUGAUGCAUUUACUACUGCAGACACCGUUGUACAGGAUCUGGCAAAACGUACCGGUGUAACGUCCUUGCUGCAUGCACCCGAUAACAGUACCGGUCUUGGCUGGGACGGUGUGAAAAUCGAGGCCCAGCGCCGUGGUUUACGUCCCACGUCGUGGAAAGACUGGCAGCGAAUCGACGCGGCAGAGAGAGAGAGUGGCCAAGAGAAGGGCAAGCCUCGGGACAAACUGGGGCGUAUAGAAGAAAUGCUGAAGGUGCUUGAUUGA